CGUUGCAUUCUGGGACAUAAAUAAAGCGCAUUUAGGAAAACGGGGAGCACAAAGGAACGAUAGAGGCACCUUAUGAACUUUUAAUAGUAAGUUAGUGGAAUGUCUACUCUUAUAUUAAUGAAACUGCUGUUGUUGCUGCAGGAGUCCAGUUAAAUAGUCUAGUUGAAGCUGGAGGGAUGUGAUUGAGGAGCGGGAGCAGCGGGUAAAGUGUCGCCGUGUGUUGUGCUUCUCACCCCAGUCGGUCGGAGGUCUCUCCAACCCGAGGCCGAGGACCGGAGGCCGAGGACCGAAGCCCUGCUCCGUGAGAAGGACAUCGUCCCCCAAUUAAACCAAAGAGCAGUACUGUGCAACUUAGAAGAUGGGGGUCAAAACCUUCACCCAUAGUUCACCCUCCCACAGCCAGGAGAUGCUGGAUAAGCUCAACGCUCUCCGCAGCGAGGGCCACCUCUGUGACGUCACCAUCCGUGUCCAGGACAAGCUGUUCCUGGCCCACAAGGUGGUCCUGGCCUGCUGCAGCGACUUCUUCCGCACCAAGCUGGUCGGCCGCUCAGAAGAGGAAGACAAGUUUGUGCUGGACCUCCACCACGUCACGGUCAGUGGCUUCACCCCCCUCCUGGAGUACGCCUACACCUCCACCCUCUCCAUCAGCACAGAGAACAUCAUCGAUGUCCUGGCAGCCGCCAGCUACAUGCAGAUGUUUGCCGUGGCAAGCACCUGUUCAGAGUUCAUGAAAUCCAGCAUACUGUGGAGCUCCGGAAACAACGGCAACAACAAUUUAGGGGCAGACAAGCUGCAGGAGUCUGCGCCAGAGAGCGCGUCGUCGAACUGUGUCCUGACGCCCCUGGACGGCAGCCUGUCGCCCGUGUCGUCUGACUGCAGCUUGAUGGAGCGCAACGUGCCUGUGUGCCGGGAGUCGCGGCGCAAACGUAAGACCUACGGCGUCGCCAUGGCCUCGCCCGAGAGCCUCCUCAAAUGCCCCACGCAGCUAGUUGCCACCUCCCCUCAGAUCCCCCACCCCUCACCGUCCUUCUCGGACAGCGCGGCCCAGCCCGUGGAGUCGUCUCUGGCCUUCCCCUGGACCUUCCCCUUCGGCAUGGAUCGCAGGUUCCACUCUGACAAGUCCAAGCUCCCAGAGAGCCCCCGAGGCCUGGACCACGCCACGGCGGCGAGCGUGUCCUCGGUGGAGGCGCAGGUGGUCGGCCGGCGGCUGAGCGACUUCCUGACGUGCGAGAGCUCAAAGGCGGGGUCGUCGCUGAUGGCGGUGGAAGAGGAGGACGUGAGGGUGAAGGUGGAGAGGCUGAGUGAUGAGGAGGCCCAGGAGGGUUCCUCUCAGCCCGUCAGCGCGUCGCUGAGCGACCAGCAGACGGUGCCUGGGAGCGAGCAGGUCCAAGAGGAACUGCUCAUCAGCCCACAGUCUUCCUCUAUAGGGUCGAUGGAUGAGGGUGUCUCUGAAGCCUUGCCGUCAAUGCAGAGCACGUCGAACUCUAGAGGCGAAGAUGAUGAAAGGCUGGAUGGGAUCCAGUACCCCUACCACCUCUACAUCAGCCCCUCGGCCCGCUCGGGGGCCAAUGGCCCAGACAGGCCCUUCCAGUGCCCCACGUGCGGAGUGCGCUUCACGCGCAUUCAGAACCUGAAGCAGCACAUGCUCAUACACUCGGGCAUUAAGCCCUUCCAGUGUGACCGCUGUGGGAAAAAGUUCACGCGGGCCUACUCCCUAAAGAUGCACCGGCUGAAGCACGAAGGUAAACGCUGUUUCCGGUGCCAGAUUUGUAGCGCCACAUUCACGUCCUUCGGCGAAUAUAAGCACCACAUGAGGGUCUCCCGACACAUAAUCCGCAAGCCGCGGAUUUACGAGUGCAAAACGUGCGGCGCCAUGUUCACCAACUCUGGCAAUUUAAUUGUGCACCUCCGGAGUCUGAACCAUGAGGCGUCCGAACUAGCAAACUACUUCCAGAGCAGUGAUUUCCUCGUGCCCGACUACCUGAGCAAAGUGCAGGAGGAGGAGGAGGCGGCUGCAGCGGUGGCACUGGGGGUCCAGUACCAGCUUGAGGACCCCUCCCCCCACCUCCACCACCUUAAUCCAAUCUAUCCCAGCGACAGCACUUCUCCCACUACGGCCUCCGGCACCGCUGCCACCUCCUCCUGCUCCUCCUCCAUCCAGCUGCCGGUCAUCUCCCAGGUGUCGUCCUCCACCCAGCCCUGUGAUGGUUCCCCGCCGGGCUUCCUGUCUCACGAGCCGCCCCAGGAGCCGCCGGGGCCCCCCUCCCCCUCCAUCGAGACGGAUGUCGACGGUGGGAUGGUGGCCCUUGUGAAUGGCCCCGCGGCGGGGCAGGGGGCUGACGGAGGAGGGGGUGUCUCCAUGGAGGAGCUGCAGCAGCACGCCCAAGUCCAGGAGCUGGCCUCCAUGAGCGUAGAUUGAGGAUCCCCCAGCACAUUACCCCUUACAGCCCCUACACCCUUCUAGCCCCUACACCCUUCCAGCCCCUACACCCUUCCAGCCCCUACACCCUUCUAGCCCCUACACCCUUCCAGCCCCUACACUCUUCCUGCGCUUACGCCCUUUUAGCCGCUAACCUUUUCCAGCCCCUAUACCCUACUUUUGGAAAAAAAAGAAAAAGUGCCUGAGAUUCUGUGAAGUACUGUAGAGAGUGGGAAGAGAGGUCUUCACUUGCCAAUGCUGACUAAUCAAGUCUGUUUGGGCAAAUAAUAGUUCAGCAUUUAUAGUUCCCAUGCUAGUUUGUAUGAACAGAGACCUUCUCCUCUAGGGUCAUCGUUAUAGGCAAACUGUUAAUUGUUAAUGUUGCAAGAGCUUGUACUGUAAUUUUUAUAUCUGAAUGCUAUGUCUGUUGGGUGUCGUAAGGUGUGUGGUUGUGUUUUUAUGUAUGUGGAUUUUAGUUUGUAAAGACAAUAUGAGGAGGUAUGGAACCUUUCAGCUUUUCAUUAAGAUCAACAUUUGAUUGAUGCUUGUAUAGAAAUAUGAAUUGACUCCAUGUACGGCCUUUAACAGAGUUGUACAACUUCUGAAAAAAGAAUUGGACCCUGAUAUGUCCAUAAUAUGGUCAGGCAUUUUAGAAAAGUCUACUUGAGCAGAAGUUGAUCUGAGCUACUUUCUCAACUUUGUAAUUGAUCAACCAGAUCUAAAUGGAGAACAGCAGUAGUCAUGACCAGCAAUGUUUUCUAUGGCGAUUCUAUAUGGCUGAAAGACUUGCAGUAAGGUAGUUCUUCCACCACACUCACCUAUGGUUAGCGUUGGUGUCUCAUUUAUACCCUUUUUUGUUUUUACAAAUCCAAUUUUCUGUGGAAUCAUUUUGGGACAUGCAUGGAUCCCUGUUACGGCUGCCACCCAAAUCUAUCAGAAGCAUUGAGGUUUGAUAUGAUCAACAUUGAAAUACGUGGCCAUAUCUGUGGCAGACCUCUGUGCAAAGCCACUGUUUUAUAAUAUGUAUUAUGACAGCUGUUCAUAGAAAACAAUAUAGGCCUAGCUUAUACCAUACCUUUGCAAAGUCACGGCUAUGCGUGUGAAUGUUUUUACUGUGAGUGUAUCACUAUCAAUGAUUUAUGCUAAAGAGGCAGUAUUUCCACUCAUCAACAUCUGUUGAUAAUCAGAGCUCUGACAAGGCCUUUGUUGCUUUUUUUGUUCUGGCAGAAGCAUUUGGUUGAUUUCUUGUAGUCGGUGUAGUAGGCAUUCUGUACUAUGUCUUUAUUGUGUCUGGUAAAGAUAAUGAUACCUGUGGUAAUUUCCAUCAUUUGAAUACUACUGAUAUGUAUUACUGGUUUUAGAAAAUUGAGGUGCUCAUCUUUAAUAUGCCCCAUCCCCCGAGCACAGCUCAAGAGCAAAAGUUAAAAAUGUAAUCGAAAAAAACGCAGGAUCUCUGGUCUAUAAUGGUUUACAGUGUUUUUUUCUAAUUGGCCCAGUUAGGUGUCUUCAACAAUUCCAUCCAAUCAGUCAAAUAGAUUGUAAUUGCGUUUUUUCCUGUCUCCUUUCUCUUCAAACAAAGGCUUGAGCGUUUACCCUUUUAAAGAUGAACACGGAGUCGAGCUGUGUGGAAGUAUUUCAGAAAAUUCUGUCAUUGGUAUAACUUCUAUGGACAUCUGUCUUAAUGAAAAGAGAUCCCCAUCAUAUGCUAUAUUGUCAGAUUCUUUGGGAGGUUCAACUCCCCGUGACGAUUGCGCUGAAAUCAACUUCCUCCCACUCCACUCCCGAAUUUUGGACCAAAUGAUCUCGCCUCAUUCGAGAAGAUGCCACGGCAAUCAGUAAUUGCACAUAACCAAUUAAAGAUAAUCGUGUAUAAGGUCCAUGCUGCUUAGCAGAGGGGCUGUGCUUUUAUUGCCCCUUAACACUGUCUGAUAUUGUGCAUUUACGAGGCUAGCCUUACAAAAUGGACCUAUUCAAGUCGAGUUGCACAGUCAAACUUUUAAGAAGUAUUUUCUUUCUGUUCUCCAUUUGAAUGUUCUGAACUUUUUUAAUGUUGUCUUGUGCAGUGUUCAAACAUGUUUUUUGAUUAUGAAAUGCUGCUCUUUGUCAAAAAAAAGCGAAAGUGCCCAAAGUAUUUUUGUGAACCUAGUGUGCAAUAAUUUGACAAGUGUCGAAAAGGAUAUUUUGUGCUUGAAAAAAGUGUAAUUUUGUGUAAAUCAAUGACUUAAGGAAAGCUGAAGAAAAAGAGGCAAGGAUCCCAAUCAAUCUGUGAAAUCAAGCUUAUCUAGCAAACAGCUGGUUCUCUCCCAAUACGCCCUUCCAUUGUCAAGUUGCAUGUUCAUAUGAUUCUAUGAAUUGGAGAGCAUGUUCUGCUGCCUCCAUGGGCAACCCCUUCCUGAUGUUCUGUCAUGGCCUUAUUCCUAGAUGUCUUCAUCACCUUCUUUUGUUCUUCAAGCAUGUUUUUUAAUUUCUGUAAGUAGCUAUUUUUCUGUGCAAUGUUUUGUGAUAUCUUGAUUAUAUACAGUACAUGCCUUUUUGGUGUACAUUUGAUUGAUGAUUUUUUCCACUUCAUAUUUAAAUUUGCUAAGAAAAAAAAACUAGCUCUUCACGAGUACAAAUAUAUAUAUAUAUAAAUAUAUUUUUUGGGUGAGUUUUGUAUUAUGGUUGCUGUUAAAAUGAGUAUGCCAUCUUUGGAUCUUCUUGAUUAAUGUGAACAGGAGGGUGUGUGUGUGUGUGUGUGUGUGUGUGUGUGUGUGUGUGUGUGUGUGUGUGUGUGUGUGUGUGUGUGUGUGUGUGUGUGUGUGUGUGUGUGUGUGCGUGGGGGCAUGCAGGGUUGUGAUUGGUAGUCUUCACUUUGUGAGUGUCUUGAUGUGCAGUUAUACACAAAACGUACUAUAUUGCAUAUUCUUUUUACUGUAGGUUACUGGACUGCAACCUGCUAUGAGACAGAUGUUGUAUUUUGUGACUUUAAUACUGUAUUUCAAGCUGUUAGUUUCAAGAGUUUUGUUGAAAGUUCCCAGAUAGUAACGAGACCUGCACAUUAUAUGUUGUAAAAACAAAAAAGAGAAUAAACAUCAGUUUGUUGUA
Gadus morhua (Atlantic cod) is the source of this 5503-nucleotide messenger RNA. RefSeq names its product zinc finger and BTB domain containing 44 (gene zbtb44). The coding region runs from base 359 to 2419 and encodes 686 amino acids. The transcript is spliced from 6 exons. Gene Ontology annotation, molecular function: DNA-binding transcription factor activity, RNA polymerase II-specific; RNA polymerase II cis-regulatory region sequence-specific DNA binding; protein binding. Lineage: Eukaryota; Metazoa; Chordata; Actinopteri; Gadiformes; Gadidae. Gene Ontology annotation, biological process: regulation of transcription by RNA polymerase II. The record is from RefSeq and is a predicted model, not a curated record.